AUGUCUGAGAGUAUCGGAGAUCAUGUGUUGACAGAUGAAAGUGAUCUCAAGAAUUCAAUCUCCAAAUUAGUCCCAAUCAGGAAACUCAUUGAAAGGCGUUAUAAUAGAGAAUCUCCGACCACAAUGGAGGACAUAUCAUAUAUGGAUAAACUGAUACGACUGGCCUAUAGUAUGCCACACGUUAAAGACAUGAAGAAUAAGGCCAUGAAUUUUGUGGAUCUCAAGAGUGGCAUCAGAUUCAAGAAAUCCAAAGAAUAUAAUAUUUACGACAAACUCUAUCAGUCGUGUUGUGAUGAGGACUGA
Oppiella nova is the source of this 303-nucleotide messenger RNA. The record is from the annotation of a GenBank genome assembly. NCBI's taxonomy places the organism in Eukaryota, Metazoa, Arthropoda, Arachnida, Sarcoptiformes, Oppiidae.